AUGCAUUUUCUUUCCGCUCUUUUCUUCUUUCCUUUUUGGCCUUCAUAUUUCUAUUUUCUUUAUCUUUUCUUUAUCUGUGCAGACAUUGUCUUCUUCUUCUUCUUCUUCUUCUUCUUCUUCUUCUUCUUCUUCUUCUUCUUUGUGGGCGUUGGCGAUCACGAGUCUAAACUCGAGACAAAUCAUUAUUCCUCUUAUUAUUCCUCUCAUUCUUUCUCUACUCGUCUCUACUUUGUUAUCUUUUUCUUUUUUUCUCUCUGUCUUUCUCUUCCCUCCCUUUUUAGAUCCCUUUUCCCUGAUAUGUCGUCUUUUCAUCCCUUUCUUCUUAAAAAUCUUUUAUUUAAUUUUUCAUUCUUUCUUUCUUCCUUUCUUUUUUUGUUACUUUUUUCUGCUAGUUCAUUUUAUAUGUAUGUAUUUUCUUCUUUCUUUUGUUCCCUUGUAUAUGUUCAUUCUUUCUUUCUUGCUUUUUUUGUUUCUUUCUUUCUGCUAGUUCAUUUUAUAUUUUUGUAUUCCAUUCCCUUGUAUAUUUACAUUCUUUCUUUCUUUCUUUCUUUCUUUCUUUCUUUCUUUCUUUCUUUCUUUCUUUCUGCUAGUUCAUUUGAUAUUUUGGUAUUUCUUUCUUUCUUUUUUCCUUUGUAUAUUUUCAUUCUUUCUUUCUUUCUGACAGAGUAUCUUCCAUAUUUUUUCUCUUCAUCUCUCUUUUUUUUCUGUAAAUUAAUCUUAUAUUUUUCUUUUAUUUACUCUCUUUUCCGUUUCUUCAUUCUGUUUUCUUGCGUUACCGUCUUUCUUUCUUUUAUUUCUUUGUAUAUUUUCCUGCUGUCUUUCAUUCUUUCUUUCCUUCUUUCUUUCUCAUACGAUAUUCUAUACUUUUCUCUCCUUUUUUUUCUCAUCAAACAUUCUGUCGCUUAUGUAGCACCCUUUCUUUCUAUCUCUUUCUCUCCGAAUUCUAGCUGUCCGACUUCCCGUUUCCCAACAAACUCUUGA
Acanthosepion pharaonis is the source of this 981-nucleotide messenger RNA. The record is from the annotation of a GenBank genome assembly. NCBI's taxonomy places the organism in Eukaryota, Metazoa, Mollusca, Cephalopoda, Sepiida, Sepiidae.